This is a messenger RNA of Pochonia chlamydosporia 170, 918 nucleotides long. RefSeq names its product taurine catabolism dioxygenase TauD. The transcript has a single exon. Bases 1 to 918 code for a protein of 305 amino acids. Lineage: Eukaryota; Fungi; Ascomycota; Sordariomycetes; Hypocreales; Clavicipitaceae. The record is from RefSeq and is a predicted model, not a curated record. Gene Ontology annotation, molecular function: oxidoreductase activity.
AUGACUCUACUUACACCCUUCCGGUCAAGUGCCAUAUUCACCCUCAGACGAAUACCAAACCCAUCAAAUCGCAAGGUCUACACAUCCCACCACCGUCAUCUAACUACAUCGACAAUCCUCCCCCAUCUCCAAGCCCCUUCUCUGCUCGAGGCCCGAAACCCCAAACACACAAGUCUCAUCGCCUCACACCUCCAAGAACAAGGCAUCCUCAAAGUCACACUCGGGUUCAACGACCCCCAAAGUACAUACCUUCAACACCUCAUCGACUCGCUCCACCGCCAUCAUGGCCACAAGCUGCCCAUCUCUCACAGCGCCAGUCGCGGUUGGUUCUGGGACGUCCGUCCCGCCAACGACAACUUCCAAACGGAGAAUCACCAGGCUCGCUCAGAAACAAUGAACGAGUUCCCCUGGCACACGGACUGCAGCUACGAGAACCCGACACCGCGCUUCUUCGCGCUACAGGUCCUUCGACACGAUCACCUCGGAGGAGGCACACUGUCCGUCACCAGCGUAGCCAGUCUGACAGACAUUUUAUCCGAAUCCACGAGACGGGCCUUGCAAAAGGACGAGUUCCAGAUCCACAUACCCAGGGAAUUCGUCAAAAAGGCCGAACAAAAGUCCAUCACGGGCAGGAUACUAGCCAGAAGUCAAGGCCAAAGUAUCAUGCGGUUCAGGCAAGAUAUUCUUACGCCCUUGACAGAGGAUGCCAGUGCCGCACUGACCGAAUUAAACGAUACUUUGAAAAAGGUGCGCUCUUCAAACCACGCAGUUCAUCUGACGGCGUCGGAUCUCCCUACCGGUUCGGUAAUACUAGUCGACAACUUUAGAUGGUUACAUGCAAGGAAUCACGUCAAAGAUCCGGAGAGACAUCUCCGCCGAGUACGAUGGGAUGCUGUCCCCUUUGGAAGCGAUCCGUAA